AUGUAUCCCAAAUUCUCAUUGGUGGAGAGAAGCGCAUGGGCAGUAGAGUCCCUCAGCAGCGCGCGAAGGGAUAACCACCCAGCUGGAAUCCGGCAGAGUAUCCGGCAGUACAGACCAUUUUUAGCUGGGGGUGCAAAUCACAGAAAACACCUGUGCAUCGGUGUGACAGCAGAUCCUGUAUCAGCAGACGACUUUCCAUUAUCGUUUGCCUUCGGAGAAGAGAGUGUCGAGAAGCAAGCUUGGAGGAGUGAGCAAAGGAGAAGAGUUUCAUCGCGAUCCCGCCGGUAUGAUCCACAGUUUUCGUACUUCAGCGGGGACUUGUAUUCUCUGAUCGAAGACGUCCGAUCUGUACUAUUGAAUCGUCCCGACAGGUGGUUACCCUCAACAUCGUACAUGUGGGUGGACAGGAACGGAAGACCAGUCUCGCCACCCUCCACGCACCCCAGAAGCCCUACUUUCAAGAAGGUGAUCGUAUCGGUGGAAGAUGGUUUAUCCUUGGGACUUAUGAUAAGGGGCGGUGCCGAAUAUGGACUCGGAAUAUAUAUAACAGGCGUCGACGAACAAUCGGCUGCAGAUCUCGCUGGCCUACAGUUUGGUGACCAGGUGAUCUCUGUGAAUGAAGUGGAUUUCACCAACAUCACCCACGAUGAGGCUGUUGCGAUGCUCCAGAGUUCCCCCCGCAUGUCAAUGGUGGUCAGAAGCGUUGGGAAGGUCCCCCACUCCACCCUGCCUUACGCAUCCAACAAUGCAGGACCGUCAACCUCCUCAGAGCCCUGGUAUCCAGAAUCGAUGCCACACAGAUCAGAAUUAUCAAGGAAAGGAAGUCCAAGGAAAAGAGACCAUAAUUUGGAAGACGCGUCGAACACGAACCCAUCCAAUGCUGAGCGACGACUGGACCGGAAGGCUCGAAAAGUGUUGACCGAGAGUCAACGGUUAACCCUCGCCUACUACUGCAACGAAUACGAAACUGGGGCCAUGUCUGUCGACGCUUUUGUGUCAGUUCUUCUGGAACAACUCGACACGCCGGAAAAGUAUUCGUUGAUGACGGAAAUCCGAGCUUUGGUUCCAUCUGCAGAUCUCGAUAAAUUUGACGAUAUGAUCUACAGGAGAGAACUGCAAGCGAUGAAGAGCAAAGAAACGAUGAAAAUGGCCGUCGAGAUCCAUGCAGAGCACGCAGAUAGUAAUGUAUCACCUACAGGUGAGACUUUUAGGGGUUUGUCUCCAAGAAACACGUUCAGAGCUUCUACCCGACGACGGCAACAACAGGACAAACAUCACCUGACCGUACCGAAUGACCGGCCAGAGGAUCUGCAUACACCGAGCGAGGACAGUGGCGUUGAUCUGGCCAAUGGAACCCUCUUUGGGCAUGGAAGUCGUAAGGGAAGCAGAGUGUCUACUGGCUCCCACGAUUCCAUGUCACUGGACACCAAAGCCUUGCAGAGGAAGCUCAGUCCGUCUCGUCUGUGGAGGACCAGUCCCCGUGCCAGUACGCGCCGGUCACUGGACACAAUGAGGGACAGCCUGAGGGAUGGCAACCAGGCCACCAGAAUGCGGAGGACCACAUUCCGGAGACACAGCAGUGGUGGAGAAGGCGGACACCCCGAUGAUAGGAGGCCUAGGCAUAUGACCUAUGAAGACAGGCGGUGGAGUAUAGGCAGUGAAAUGUUGGACGCACCCUACGUUGAAGGACACUUGACAUAUUGUCUGAUGAAUUGUAGACGUUUCGUGGCAGACAUGUCGUCUGAUGAAUUGUAA
Molecule: messenger RNA, 1755 nt
Organism: Argiope bruennichi
Lineage: Eukaryota; Metazoa; Arthropoda; Arachnida; Araneae; Araneidae
Exons: 11
Coding region: 1-1755 (584 amino acids)
Cellular component (GO): stereocilia ankle link complex; stereocilium tip; cilium
Molecular function (GO): protein binding
Source: RefSeq, a predicted model, not a curated record